AUGGAAAACAAAGUAUUUUACAUUCAAUACCUUGACAAUCAGCCAGUCAGGAUUGAUAUUUAUAUCAAUAAUGAAAGGACUGCUUUGCGGUCUUUUCCACUUGAUAGUGUUACUGACCUGGUUGUAGCAAUCAAGCAAACACUUUCAUCGAAACUUGGUGCUAUAGACCCUGACAAGCUCACCAUCCAUUAUGUGGUCGAUGGUCCAGCCGUUGCUGGGAAUACUCUGUUGACCUCCAUUCAGGAACCAGUUGGUUCUUACGACCAUUCACUUGUCAUCAAAUCAAAAAAUGAUUCUGGUCAAAGUCUUGUUAAUCGUCUUACAGUAGACGGUAAAGCACAAAAUUCGAUGCUGCCAUUUAAGCUUUCUCGCAAUCCUCUUGCUUAUCUAAAUGUUCAAUAUGUCCGGUUUGGUUAUUGUAAAUACCUUGCCGAUACGUUGGGCGUACAAUUGAACUUUGAUAAUCUCCCUCAUCGUGAUUAUGAUGUGAACUCUGAUUUUUUUCGUCAGAUAAUGGGAGCGCUUCUUAAAAAGGGGAUUAAGCGUGUGGUAUUUGAUGAAUCACAAAGACACCUUGGACUCAUUGAAUUCAUUGUCAAGGAAGGUGCUAAACGACCUCACUUUAUAAUAACGGGAACUCCUCCUCAUGGAAAAAACGCAAUUGAUUACGGAGGCAGCGCUUCAGCAAGAAUGGCAGGGCUCCAUCUGUGUUCUGAACUUUUGGACUGUCUUUGGUGGCGAUCCGUACCUUUAACAACUCUUGCAAAAGACAUGCUUGCUCAAUUGGAUAACGAUACCAGAUCCAAAAUUGCUCUUGGCGAGAAAUUUCCACAGGAUUUACUACAUAAGUGUAUCGAUGAAGCCAGAACAGCUCUUUGGGAAAGAUGCAUCAGUGCUGAUUUACUCAACGCGAUUCCAACAACUGGUGUCAACAGGAUGGCUAUUCAGCAAGAUCUUCAAAAAGAUGUUUCUCAACUGGUGAGACAAGGACUCUUGAAAGAGAUUCCGUAUUUCUCAGACUCUAAAAAAUUUCGAAUUUGUUGUACUGACUACAACGAAGGACCUAACAUUGUUGAAAAAUCUUGGGCUCGAUGCCGGGGGUACGCAAUGGAAAAUAUUAUUUGUAGCUUUGUAGGAGAGGCUCUUUUUCGUAAACUUGGAGAUAUUCUUAACCUCCCGAGUAAUCGCUAUGAAUUAUAUGAAUAUUUUUACAAUGGAACUGAUGCUGAUAUACUUCUUCGUGAAAGGACUCCUUUUUUGGAUGAUGCUGACAAAACUUGGAAGCGGCAUUGGGUUGUUUUUAACAUCAAAACCAGCAGUGAUGCUCUCUUGAAUACUGAUUCCGUGCAAAAGUUCUCUAGGUUGUGCGAAGCUAUUUCUAGGAAGGAAAAUGACCUUUUGGAUAAGUGUUCAUUGAUUCUCGUGGCUGCUCAAAUAGAUGAAGCAACAAAAGAAAAGUUGCUGGUAACCUGGGAAGACUUUGAUGUUCUCGGUGUCUACGAUUUGGAUGAUUUAUUUAGCAACGUACCUGAACCCGCUGUCAAAACUAAGCAUAAUUUGCUUGUAGUCGAACGAACGAUUGAAAAGGAAAUAAUUGAAAAGACGCAACACGAUACGAUUUCUUUGUCUGGUAGAUAUCGAUGCGGCAAGACUACUUUUUUGAAAGAAUGUUAUGGCGAAGAUAAUGGUUGUAUUUUUGUUGAACUUCCGGAAUCCAAGAUACAACCGCUUUCCUUGGAAUUGAAACGAAUUGAAUUAAUGACAAAAAUGGAUCAAAUAGGACACAAAUAUCUGCAAUCGUUGUAUUCAAAGUAUUCUCGGUUCUUUGGAAUAAUGGCCAAUUUGGACGAUGCAAAGGUUCAGAAACGAUUAAGAUUACAAUUACUAGAAUUUCUUGGUGUUCUGGCUAUUUAUGGCUUCAGUAGCUCAUCAUAUGGCAUUGACAUCAUCAAGAAAUACCCUCCACAAGUCUUGAAACACUCUAAAAAACAUGCAAAUGUAUUCAAAUGCGAAAAGCCUUGGAUUAAUUCAAUUGAAGGAGAACUAGGUCGUAAUAUUGAACAAAGCGAAAAGAUUGGACGAUACAAUGUUGAUGACUACGAUGAAGAAUCAAACACAAUCUAUGACUUUCUGGGAUACUUUUUCCACUGA
Batrachochytrium dendrobatidis JAM81 is the source of this 2151-nucleotide messenger RNA. RefSeq lists its product as uncharacterized. NCBI's taxonomy places the organism in Eukaryota, Fungi, Chytridiomycota, Chytridiomycetes, Rhizophydiales. The record is from RefSeq and is a predicted model, not a curated record. Bases 1 to 2151 code for a protein of 716 amino acids. The transcript has 3 exons.